Scomber scombrus (Atlantic mackerel) is the source of this 2769-nucleotide messenger RNA. It is a transcript of the gene agfg1a, whose product is annotated as ArfGAP with FG repeats 1a. Gene Ontology annotation, molecular function: GTPase activator activity. The coding region runs from base 150 to 1925 and encodes 591 amino acids. The record is from RefSeq and is a predicted model, not a curated record. NCBI's taxonomy places the organism in Eukaryota, Metazoa, Chordata, Actinopteri, Scombriformes, Scombridae. The transcript has 14 exons.
UCGCGACGAGGCCGCCCUGACAACAGAGACACCUACCCUUUAACACGGGUCGGGCAACCGUUUAAAAAGCACAAGCCUUUGUUUUAAUUGUAGCCGACUAUCCAAUCUCGCCUGGGUUUUUAUUUAAUAUCCGCUGUAUAGUUCUUACCAUGGCAGCGAGUGCGAAACGAAAGCAGGAGGAGAAACACCUGAAGAUGCUGAGAGAAAUGACGAGUUUGCCUCCCAACAGAAAGUGCUUUGACUGCGACCAGCGCGGCCCAACCUAUGCCAACAUGACUGUGGGCUCCUUCGUCUGCACCUCCUGCUCUGGCAUCCUACGAGGAUUGAAUCCACCCCACAGAGUCAAGUCCAUCUCCAUGACAACCUUCACACAACAGGAAAUCGAGGUUCUACAAAAACAUGGCAAUGAGGUAUGUAAACAGAUCUGGCUUGGCCUUUAUGAUGACAAAACCUCCUCAGUACCAGACUUCAGAGAACCACAAAAAGUUAAGGAGUUCCUUCAAGAUAAAUAUGAGAAGAAGAAAUGGUAUGUACCUCCUGAGCAGGCCAAGGUGGUGGCUUCAGUCCAUGCUUCCGUCUCCGGCUCUUCAAACAGCAGCACCAGCAGCACCCCAGAAGUUAGACCACUAAAAUCCCUGCUGGGGGAGUCAGCCCCCUCUUUACACCUCAACAAGAACACUCCACCUAAUCAGUCUCCAGUGGUAAGCCGUGGACAUACCCACCAGCAGCAGCCCCAUGACAAGAAGUUUGACCUCCUGAGUGACUUGGGUGGAGACAUCUUUGCUGCCCCGCCCAACAUGAAUGCAGGCGCCAGCUCCGGUUUUGCUAACUUUGCACAUUUCAACAGCCACACAACGGCACAGAAUGCCAACGCAAAUGCAGACUUUGCUAAUUUUGAUGCAUUCAGGAGCACUUCUGGGUCAACGAGUGGUUUCCCUUCUGCACCCCAAGCCCCAUUCCAACCAUCAAAUACAGCAUUCACUGUGCUCUCAUCCAGUCGCAGUAUGGGUGAGUUUGCCACUGCUCUGCCUCUCCAGGGUGCACACAGUAGCGCCUCAGGGGGACUAGCUAAUGCCAGUUUUGCAAAUUUUGACAACUUCCCCAAAUCGUGUAGUGCUGACUUUGGAUCCUUCAGUUCCUCCUCCCAGAGUAACUCCACAGGAGCUGGCAGAGAUGCUGUACAGAGUACUAGUGUCCAUGCCGAUAGAUACGCAGCCUUCGCUGACCUGGAUAACAUGUUUAGCUCUGCCACAACAGAGCAAGGAGGUGGUACUCCUGGCGGGGUGAGCUCAGCCACAGCGACAGCAGGAGUGGGUAGUUUGCCUCAGAACCUGGCAUCAGGGCAGGACCGCUAUGCUGCUUUAGCCGAGCUUGAUACAGUCUUCAGUCCCUCUGCCCCUGCCACAAGUGUUUACAACACCACCAGCACCUCACAAGUAGGUAUGUUUGGCCCAGAGACUGGGGUGUCAUCAGCCCAAGGACAGCAGGCCCAUCCUGGCAGGGCUCAAGGUUUUGGAGCUCAGUCAACUAAUCCGUUUGUAGCGGCUGGUGUUGUCCCAGCAGCAGCGCCCACCAACCCAUUCCAGAGCAAUGGCAGAACAGCAAAUGCGGCGGCAGCAGCCACAUUUGGCACAGGCUCCAUGAGUAUGCCAGCUGGAUUUGGGAAUGCUGCCGCCUACAACCUUCCCACCAGUUUUAGUGGAACCUUCCAGCAACCCUUUCCUGGCCAGCCUCCCUUCCCUCAGCCACCAGCAUAUCCCCAGCAACCCAACGGUGGAGGAUUUUCAGCCUUUGGCCAGGCAAAGGCUGUUGUGACUCCUUUUGGACAGGCGAUGGCUGGACCUAUGGUCUCCAGCAACCCUUUCCUGGGUGCAGCUCCACCUGCACAGUAUCCAGCGGGGGGCUCAACAAACCCUUUCUUAUAGCGAUCCAUCCAAUCAGCUCUACUACAGGGUCAACAACUUGCGUGCUUGCACCUAUUGCACUGUUUUGUUUCACAAGUAGCUUUAAAAACACAAUGUUUGUAAGGAUUUGUAUUUUCUAUCGCAGUUUGUCACAAAUGGAACAAUAUGACAGACAUUCAUGCUGACACAGUCUAUGGCAACAAAACAAAGUGAUGGUGUGUGCAGAGGGAGAGGUUGAUCCCCUCUUCUCUAUUUAACCUGUGAACUGGCCUGGCCUCUACUGAGCCACAAUGUAUAAUCAAACUGGCUGAAAACUUAAGUUAUUGCAAACAGUAUAUUUCAUUCAUAAUGCUGCAAUUCUGUACAUAUUUUUCUUUUAUGACAUUAGCUCUUUGUGCAUAUCAGUAUUUGUAUCUAACACACAAGAUUUGUUAAGUCAGAACUAUUGCUUGGAAAAGCUAAUGGGUACUGCCAGUUACUGUAUGUGUCAAGAACCAAACUGUUUAUUUGUGCAGGAUAAUUUUAGGUAAACUGUUCUCACUAAAGACAAGAAUGCAUGCUUUGUUGGCAAAAGAUGAAAGAAUAUGUGAAUGCUGCAUCAAGGACAGGCAGGGGACUCCUUAUUCUGCCAUCCUCCACCCUUCUAACAGGGGCCUGAGUCACAAUGCUUCUGAACUUCAUCCACAACCAUGUGGGUAACAGGAAUGACUGAUGAACUGAAAACCACUUACAUUGGGUAUUAAGAGAAUUUUAAUUUAAUGUGUAAAUAUAUACAGUAUAUAUAUUAAAAUGAAUUUUAAGUAAGAAGAAAUGACCAAACCAUUCAUUUAUACUGAUGUAUGCAAAUCUUGUAUAUUUGCGGGGA